Molecule: messenger RNA, 1326 nt
Organism: Oryza sativa Japonica Group (Japanese rice)
Lineage: Eukaryota; Viridiplantae; Streptophyta; Magnoliopsida; Poales; Poaceae
Source: RefSeq, a predicted model, not a curated record
AUGGCCAUUGCAGUUGGUCGUGCUUUCCCAGAUGCUAUCCAUCGGUUGUGCAGGUGGCACAUUAUAGACGGCCACUCAGACCAUCUGAAUACUAUUUUCAUGAGACACAAGGACAUUGAGAUAGAGAUGAUGGUGUGCAUUAACCAAGCAUAUAUGCCGAUGGAAUUUGAGAAUGCCUGGAAAGAGUUCAUAGACAAGUUUGGGCUGCAUGACAGUACAGUGUUGCGGGAUUUGUAUGAUAUAAGGCAUCGUUGGGUCCCUGCCUUUUUCAAGGAAGAUUACUGUGGCCGUAUGACGUCGACACAGCGGAGCGAGAGCUUUAACAGGUUAGUGAAGAGUAGUUUUGUAGACCACCAAACAGCGCUACACAGGUUUGCUCGAAGGAUACUUGAGGUGGCACUUUCAAGGAAGGAGAAGAAGGCUACAGAGACGCGGGCUUAUCAGGCUGUACCGAUUGUGAAGACAACAUGGCCUUUUGCAGAGCAGCUAUCUAGAGUGUACACCCGUGCAGUGUUCAAGGUGUUCGAGAAUACGCUAGAUGAAAGUGUUCAUUUCAGGAUUGAGCAAUAUGGAGUGGACCAGACACAAUGGAUUAUUUCUCACAGCAAGCGUUUAGAGAAGCAUGACUAUUGCCAACGUCAGUUCAAAGUAACGGCGGACGUAGUGAAUGGGCAGUUCAGCUGUUUGUUCUGUCCCCAUUUACUGAGAGCAUUCGUGCAUGUUCAAGUUGAGAAGAUUCCUCAUACAUAUGUACUGCGUCGUUACUCAAAGGAAGCAAAGAGUGAUGUCAAUUUUGACCGGCGUGAUCGUCCAAUAUCGGGGCCAGACGGUGUUAAAUUAUCAUACAGGACAAAGGUGUUGUCAUUGGAUGCACAACAGCUAGUAAAGUGGGGGAGGAGGUCGUCGGUUGCUUUCGAAAGGGCAACCUCAGUGAUGAAAGUGCUGAGAAAGCAGCUGGAAGAGAUUCCGGCAGAUGUCCAUGGGUUAGAUGUAGAUGAUGGUGUGAAGAGGUUGACUCCAUCUCCGGUGAUGCGUGAGGUGGAUCUACCUCCUGAGUUUUGUGUUAGGGGGUCGCCAACGCCAGACUGGCCACCACCACCUACAGAAUCAGAUGAAGAGAGGUUUCGAGAAGAUCUGGAGCAAUACUACAAUGAUGGGUACGUGUCCACUCCAUGCCCGUCACCACCAUCUGAUCUGUUCGAUUGCGAAGAAAAUUUGGAGGAUGGAGAUGUGGAAGAUGAUAAUUUGAGGCAUGGGGAUGUGCUGCCUAAGGAUAAUCAAUCAAAGGAUACAGCGUCACCACCGAGCAAGCGCAAGAAGGUUUAG